AUGGCUACUCUCGCAGCACACGAUCAGGAGAAUGCCAUCCGCAACAUUUCCAUCGGGCCCGGCGGAAAACCGCUGAAUGCUGGGGCCAAGGGCCUGGGAGCCAAAACACCCGGAAACAAAGCCCCAAAGACGCCUUUCAAGAUCCCGCUCAAUGACGAGAACGUGAUCAAGCCGACCGGAAAGGCGAACGGCAAGGGCAACGAGAAUGCAUUUCUCACCCCAGCUGGUCCGCGUACGCGCGCACCGCUGGGCAUGAAGACGACCAACGCCAAAUCCAAUGCAUUCAAGACGCCUGCCCCCCUCGGCUCCUCAGCGAAGACACAGAAACUCAGUCCCCGACUGCGCCGCCCCAAGGUCAAAGUCCACCAGCCGGAGCCAGAAGCUGAGGAUGAAGAUGACGUCCCCGAGGUCGAGUACAUGCCUCCCAAGGAGAUUCCUCUCGCAGACGACAUGGACGACUACCUGCCCAAGGACUGGAAUUUCCCCAAGCUCGACAAAGCGAGCAUCAACCGCGGCAUCUGGCAGGCCUUCAGUAAUCCCAUUGAAGACGACGGGCGCCCGAAGAAGCUGCGCGAAUUCGAAGAGGGACUAGAGCGCUCGAAGAAGAAGCGCGACGAAGACUUCGACAAGCUCUUCGCCGCCGAACAGGCCAAAGAGGAUGCGGAGGCCCGCCGCUACAUGGGCGUCGACGUGCCCAAGAAAACUGCCCGGAAGCCCAUGUCCACCAUGCGCGUUCGCUCCGCUGCUCAAGCCCUCUCCCCCGCCUCGACGAAACCAAACUUCGCCAAACCGACCGCGGCAGUCAAGUCCCGCCUCCCCACAGGCUUCGUGGCGAGCAAGAAGGCCAAGCCCCCCGUUGAACCCACGCCUGCUCGUCGCGCUGCUGCUGUUGCGGCCAGCCAUAGCACGAUUGGGUACGCGCAAGGCCGCGCUGCUCCCGCGGGACGUAAGCCUCUUUCGAACGUCACCAAGCCCGCGCCCUUUUCUGCUGCUUCGCGCGCGGCAUCCACUCGGCCCACGGGUACUAUGGCGCGUUCGCGCAGUGCGUUUUCGCGCUCGAGUUCGGCUGCGACGGAUGCGACGCUUGUUACGCCGCCUGGGGAGGAAGACGAGGAGGUGGAGCCAUAUCGCACCGCAGCGGAUGUGGAGAGGGAAUUGGAGCUCAUGUUGUUGGCGCGCGAUGAGGAGGAGGAUGAGGAUGAGGAUCGGUGGUUGAAUAGCUUCAACUCCCAAUUGGCUGGGGAUCCGGUCGAUGAGGAGCUUGAAGACUUUCAGUUGAGGUUGCCUGAGGGCUUCUAG
Messenger RNA from Parastagonospora nodorum SN15, 1299 nucleotides. RefSeq lists its product as hypothetical. NCBI's taxonomy places the organism in Eukaryota, Fungi, Ascomycota, Dothideomycetes, Pleosporales, Phaeosphaeriaceae. The record is from RefSeq and is a predicted model, not a curated record. The coding region runs from base 1 to 1299 and encodes 432 amino acids. The transcript has 2 exons.